UCUCUCUUAUCUGCAGAUGAGCCUGCACCGUCUGUCGAGCUGUGGGAAUCAAUGAGGUGUCUUUUUGAGUGCUGUGCUGGACUGCUUGGCCCAGAUUGGCUCUGCUUUAUGUUGUUGCUGUUGCCUGCGUGUCAAAAGUACUCUGUGUUGUGUGAGCUAUCUGCAGAUGCCCUUCAACGUCCGACCGGCUCAACCAGAAAUGAAUUGUUUUCUGUGCUCGGAUACACCCAGAGCAAUCAAUUCUGUUUUGUACGAGUCUAUGCACGUGUCAAACACGCCCGGCGAGUCCCAGGUGUUUUUUCACGUUCUCAUCACAUUCGAGCUCGGGGCACGUGACCUGUAUUCACGCUUUCACCUCAUGUUGUUGGAGAGGACUAGAUAGCUCAUGGGCAUUCAUUUCUCUGCUGUGUUUGUUGUCUUUGCUGAAAGCUUCUCACGCGCUUGGUCAUCAUGGAGCUACCUCGUCGGAUCGAACCUGGCUGGGGGAGCGCAUCCAAACAGACGCCAAGCGAGAAUACUGCAGCCCCCAAGUCUGAUGCACAGCUAAUGCUUGAGAAUAUUCUACAGGGAACUACCCAAUCUAUGGAGCAGUCCGCUGAGUCGGCCAAUAAACCCCAGGAUGCUAAGCCUCGUCUGAUGCUGAUGGGCCUGCGUCGGAGCGGCAAGUCAUCGAUCGCUAGCGUGGUCUUCCACAAAAUGCCACCCAACGAGACUCUUUUCCUGGAAUCGACGACCCGGAUCCAGAAGGAUUCAAUCCACUCGUUCAUGGACUUUCAGGUCUGGGAUUUCCCUGGUCAGCUAGAGUACCUGGAGCCAUCUUUCGAUCUGGAAAGCAUCUUCGGAAGUUUGGGCGCGCUGGUUUGGGUCAUUGACGCUCAAGACGAUUACAUGGAAUCGGUGGCGCGUCUCAAUCGCACGAUCUUAACUGUUCAGCAGUACUAUCCGAACAUCAACAUCGAAGUCUUUAUUCACAAGGUCGAUGGUAUCACCGAUGAAUACCGCACCGACACUUUCCAGGAUAUUGUCCAGCUCAUUUCGGACGAGCUCAGUGAUGCGGGCUACGAAAAUGCUCCGGUUCAUUACUACCUGACCUCCAUCUAUGACUACUCCGUCUUUGAAGCCUUCAGUAAGGUCAUUCAGAAACUCAUUCCCAACCUGUCUACGUUGGAGAAUCUGAUCAACACCUUGUCCAACAAUUGCGGAUUUGAAAAGACCUAUCUUUUCGACGUUCUCAGCAAGAUCUACAUUGCGUCCGACACCCGUCCGGUCGACAUGUCCUGCUAUGAGAUGUGCUCCGACUAUAUUGACGUUAUUGUGGACAUUUCGGAGCUGUACUCCUGGGAUCACCCCGACCGCAAGGCCAAGGGCGAGCAGAAUCAGGAGGCAGAAAGCCACGCUGUUUUGCACGAUGAUACGAUGAUCCACCUCAUGGAGAUGAACAAGUAUCUUUGUCUUGUUUCUGUUAUCCGAAACCCCGAGUCGAAGGAUAAAAAGGGCCUUAUCGAUAUGAAUUGUCGUACCUUCCAGGAAGCCCUCAAUGAUGUCUUCUCCCGCAGCUGGGAGCAGGAUCAGGAAGAGCCCGGAGUGGUGACCGAGGAGUAAAAUUCCGAAUUCGUUUGCAUUGGCGAGGUUGUUUU
This is a messenger RNA of Aspergillus vadensis CBS 113365, 1637 nucleotides long. Its product is annotated as GTR/RAG family Ras-related GTP-binding protein. Gene Ontology annotation, biological process: cellular response to amino acid stimulus; cellular response to starvation; positive regulation of TOR signaling. Gene Ontology annotation, molecular function: GTP binding; GTPase activity. Gene Ontology annotation, cellular component: Gtr1-Gtr2 GTPase complex; fungal-type vacuole membrane; nucleus. The record is from RefSeq and is a predicted model, not a curated record. The transcript is spliced from 4 exons. NCBI's taxonomy places the organism in Eukaryota, Fungi, Ascomycota, Eurotiomycetes, Eurotiales, Aspergillaceae. Bases 451 to 1602 code for a protein of 383 amino acids.